Neodiprion fabricii is the source of this 1360-nucleotide messenger RNA. It is a transcript of the gene Prx5, whose product is annotated as peroxiredoxin-5, mitochondrial. NCBI's taxonomy places the organism in Eukaryota, Metazoa, Arthropoda, Insecta, Hymenoptera, Diprionidae. Gene Ontology annotation, biological process: cell redox homeostasis; cellular response to oxidative stress; hydrogen peroxide catabolic process. Bases 163 to 732 code for a protein of 189 amino acids. The transcript is spliced from 4 exons. Gene Ontology annotation, cellular component: peroxisome; cytoplasm; mitochondrion. Gene Ontology annotation, molecular function: thioredoxin peroxidase activity. The record is from RefSeq and is a predicted model, not a curated record.
UAUGUAAUAAAGUCUAAUUAUUGCGCAAUAGGGGGUUUGGACAAGGCGUCAGUAAAAAAAGAGUCAGAUUCUGCUAGUAGAUAUUAUCGGUAAAACGACAGUGGUCACCUCGGAGAUAAUCGAAAUCAUCCAACCACUCGCUCAGGCAACAAUACCGCCUCCAUGACGCAGCUCGUGAGCAUCACCAAGUUCCUGGCACACGCCAUUCGCGUUUCGCCUACAACCGGAUUCGCUCGUCCGUUUCACGUCUCCCUGAAAAACAUGGUUAUCGCUGUAGGUAACAAACUUCCGUCGGUUGACCUCUUUGAGGACACGCCGGCUAACAAAAUCAAUUUGGCCGAGUAUGCCGCCGGGAAGAAAAUCGUCAUCUUCGCCGUUCCCGGCGCCUUUACUCCGGGAUGCUCGAAGACUCAUCUUCCAGGGUACAUUCAAAAAGCUCCGGAGCUGAAAACAAAGGGUUUUCAUGAUGUAUUCUGCAUCGGUGUUAACGAUCCUUUCGUUAUGGCUGCUUGGGGUAAAGAACAGGGUGCUUCAGGCAAGGUGCGGAUGCUGGCUGAUCCAACUGGAGCAUUUACCGACGCCCUAGAGCUCUCCAUAGAACUCCCAGUAUUAGGAGGCAAACGCAGCAAGCGUUAUUCUAUGGUAGUUGAAGAUGGUGUUGUCAAGGAACUCAAUGUCGAGCCAGACAACACUGGUCUCUCCUGUUCUCUGGCAGACCGACUACACUCGUAAAGAAGUCGCUAAAAAUGCGGCCUCAAAUCUACAGCGCUAUCUAUCGAUCAACAUAUUAUUCUGUUGGAAUGAAAAUAGAAAACACAAGUACCACUAUUGGGGAUCCCUUGAUCCCAACUUUUUUUCAGCUCACCCGCCUACUCGACUUCUAUGGCACUCUUCUAGGUAUAGAAAGCGACACAGUGCUGAAGUGUUUUUCCCUUUCAUUAAUAUAUCCAUACAAGUCUCAUUGAGUAAUUAUCCAGUUUACAAUUAGUUUUGAACCCUCGUACAGUUAUCUUAAGAGACUAAUUAUUUUAUAGCCAUUGAUUAUUGCACAUAAUUUUCAUUGAUGCAUAUUAUCAAUGGUGAUGUUGGAGCAUUUGAGAGUUAUAUUCGAUAGUUGGCAAAUUUUCAAGUUUAAUUAGUCAUUCCUAACAGAGAACACCAGUCUCGAUAAGUUUUAGGUGUAGUAUGUAUGUAUAGUAAAAAAUCAAACUGCAGUAAAAAACAAUACGUGAUUUGGCAAACUAAUAACAAGCAUACAAUAAAUGUAAUGAUAUCUGUAAUUUGAGAUGCCAUUUUGCCAUGGUUUUUUCUCUCACAUUGUUAUAAUUUGUGAAAUGAAUACAUAUUUUACGUUAUCUAA